UGUCUGUACCCUGCAGGGAUCAGAGCAUACAGCUUGGUCUCCUGGCGCAUCAGGGUAUGGUUGCCUCCACAGUUUGCCCCAGACAUGCAACUACUUGCAUCAUACCUGCACACAGGUCACACACACACACACACACACACACACACACACACACACACACACACUCAGUCACGUUUUCUUUAUGUGCUGCAGAAUAUAAUCACUGUGCCAAGAACAGGUAACAUUUUCCUUCUUGCGUUUAUGACAGUGAUGCUGCUAUAUCAUGCGUGUUCCAUAUUUGUUUCAGUGUCAAGACACUAUUGUAGUGUUCAUACAACACUGGGCAUUUUGUGGUGUUUGGUUAUUACAUAAAGUUAUUACAUAAAGAUUAAACAUGAAAAUGAGCUCAUUAUAUAAUUUCAAUUCAAUUAAAUUCAGUUUUAUUUGUAUAGUUCUUUUUACAAUGGACAUUGUCUCAAAGCAGCUUUACAGAAAUAUAUAAACACGGGAUGCAGAUUUUAAAUGUGUGAAUUUAUCCCUAUUGAGCAAGCCGGUGGUGACGGUGGCAAAGAAAAACUCCCUAAGAUGUUAAGUGGAAGAAACCUUGAGAGGAACCAGACUCAGUAGGGAACUCAUCCUCAUCUGGGUAACAACGGAUAGUGUAAAAGUAAAAGAGAGUUCACUGUGGUUUUUACAUAAAUCUGUUUGUUGAACUAGUCCACUGUAUGUAUAAUAUGCUAUAAUUAAAUAUACUACCAUACUGUCAUUUUCAAGAGUUUAAGUCUGCUACAAAUAAACAGCUACAUGACAUCACUGAAUUGCAGUUUCUGUACCCUGCAGCAUCCCAUGCUACACUCCAGAAAGGCUUCAUAAAUACGAAAUCCAGGGGCUGAGUGGGAGUUCUGAAGGAACCAAUGUGGAGAUCCCUCCUCUCUUUAAAAGAGGGACAGAAAGUAGCAGGAUCUUAUUCACAAGCCCAGCUUCAGGAUGCCCACCACUGCAGCACACUCACGAAACUGACUGGAACUGAUGCUGGAGUUGAUCUACACACACGUUGCUUUCACACAGGGACACAGAACACACCUGGACAGAUAAUCAUCUUCAAGGAGCUCUGCAGACAAGAGAGAGAGUGUGAGCCAUGGGUCAGUGGUUGAGCUGGCUCCUCUUGCUGACAGGACUGCUGGGGGUCUUCACGCAAGAUUAUUACGAGGAAAAGACAGGAGAGAGGAGAACCAGGGUUAAUGGUCAAACAACAAACUACCUGAAAUAUGAUGGAGCAGCCAUUUUGGAUGAAGACUGUGGUCUUGAAUUGGCCUUCCUUGUGGACAGCUCAGAAAGUGCCAAGGGCCAUCACCAGCAGGAGAAAAAGUUUUCCAUGGACAUUGUGGAUGGUCUGCAGAGCAUCCGUUUGAACACUGGGCGCAAAUUGAGCUGGAGAGUGUCAUUACUACAGUACAGCAGUCAUGUCAUCAUUGAGCAAACAUUCAAACACUGGAGGGGCAUCGAGAACUUCAAAAGCAGCAUCACUCCCAUGGGCUAUAUUGGCCACGGCACCUAUACUACCUACGCUAUUACCAACAUGACGAAGAUCUUUUCCGAGGAGUCCAGAGCAGGUGGCAUCAAGAUUGCACUGCUUUUUACAGAUGGUGUCACCCACCCAAGGAAUCCUGACAUCUUCUCAGCCGUUGCUGAUGCCAAGAAUCAGGGAGUGAAGUUCUUCACCAUCGGCAUCACACACGUUGCCAAUGAGCCUGCCAACAUCGCACGUCUGAGGCUGCUAGCCAGCACACCCCCCUCCCGCUUCCUCCAUAACCUUCAAGAUAUACACAUCACUGAAAAGAUCCUUAGUGAGAUUGCUCAACUAGCAGAAGAUGAGUGCCCUGUGUCUCAGAAAUGUGUAUGUGAAAAGGGGGAAAAAGGAUCAAGUGGCCCAGCAGGAAAGAAAGGUCGCCCAGGUGACGAUGGAACCCCUGGGCCUAAAGGUCAAAAGGGUGAAGGUGGGUUGAGUGGACUUCCUGGUCGUGAUGGCUCAGAGGGUAAACCUGGAUACAAAGGAGAUAAGGGAGACAGAGGUGAAUGUGGCACACCAGGAAUCAAGGGUGACAGGGGUCCUGAGGGUCCUGUUGGUACAAGAGGAUCCAGAGGGUUGCAGGGUUUACCAGGACCACAGGGUGACAUCGGACCAGAAGGCUUGCAAGGCAAGAAGGGUGAGCGUGGUUUGCCUGGUCCACCUGGCCUUCAGGGCGAGACUGGGAUUGGACUUCCAGGGCCAAAGGGUGAUAUGGGAUUUCAGGGUAGACCUGGUCCUCCUGGACCAACAGGAAUUGGAGAACCAGGACCACCUGGGCCUCAAGGUCCACAGGGUGUUCAAGGAGAAAAAGGACCACAAGGAGAAGGAUAUCCAGGACCAAAGGGAGACCGGGGGCCGGACGGACCAAGGGGCCCAAGGGGACAACCAGGCGCUGGAAUCAAAGGAGAAAAGGGUGAGUUUGGGCCUGCAGGGCCUCCAGGACCAGUUGGGCUUCCUGGGUUUGGCAUUCAGGGCGAGAAGGGUGUGGAGGGUCCAAGAGGGCCUCCAGGCGGAAGAGGUCCACCAGGAGAGGGUCUGCCUGGACCAAAGGGUGAGCAAGGAUUACCAGGAGAGACUGGCAGCACUGGAGAGAGAGGAAUCGGAGAACCUGGACCAAAGGGUGAGCCUGGUGCUGCAGGACUGGCAGGUUUACCCGGACUUCCUGGAGAGGAUGGCGCUCCAGGCCAAAAGGGUGAGCCUGGAGCCUCAGGCCUGAGGGGACCUGAAGGUGCAGCAGGAAUUGGUACACAAGGAGAAAAGGGAGACCAGGGCCAGCGGGGUGUCAGAGGUUUACCAGGCCCACCAGGUAUUUCUGGCCCUUCAGGUGCCAAGGGAGAGCCUGGAACACCAGGACGAUUGGGCAUGCCUGGAUUUCCUGGGCGAGCUAUCGCAGGACCAAAGGGUGAUGUAGGGCCUGCUGGUCCUCCUGGACCAAUUGGAGAAACAGGUUACGGGCUGCCAGGUCCAAAGGGUGACCGUGGCAAUUCUGGCCCUCCUGGGCCAUUUGGGCCAAAAGGUGAAGGAUAUCCCGGACCAGUGGGUCCUCCUGGUCUUCCAGGUCUUCCCGGAGAGCCUGGACCCGAGGGCAUUGGCUACCCUGGGCCAAAGGGUGAUGUUGGUUUCCGAGGUUUACCAGGUUUGCCAGGCCCAACAGGUGAAGGGAUUCAAGGACCACCGGGUAACACAGGAAGGCCAGGACCACCAGGACCGGCCGGGCCCCCAGGAGAGGGCAUUCAAGGCCACAAAGGAGAUCAGGGGCCACCAGGUGUCACUGGACCAAGAGGACCACCAGGGGAGGGACUCACAGGUGCUAAGGGCGAUAGAGGCUUGCAUGGUGAGAGAGGAAUGAAAGGAGUUAAAGGUGAAAUGGGUGACCCUGGACUCCCUGGGCAAUAUGGAAGACCUGGAGAAAAAGGCGAGAUGGGCCUCACAAGAGAGGACAUCAUUAAACUGAUCAAAGAGAUUUGUGGAUGUGGCAUUAAAUGUAAGGAGAGGCCAAUGGAGCUGGUGUUUGUAAUUGACAGCUCUGAAAGUGUCGGUCCUGAAAACUUUGAAAUCAUAAAAGACUUCGUCAUAGCACUAGUGGAUCGUGUCACAGUAGGCCGCAAUGCCACACGCAUCGGCCUCAUCCUAUACAGCCUCGAUGUCCAUCUGAAGUUCAACCUGGCACGCUACAUGACCAAGCAGGAUGUCAAGCAGGCCAUCAGGAAGAUGCCAUACAUGGGAGAGGGGACAUACACUGGUACAGCUAUUCGCAAGGCUACACAAGAGGCUUUUUACAGCGCCCGCAAUGGAGUCAGCAAAGUGGCCAUCGUCAUCACUGAUGGACAGACAGAUAAGAGAGAGUCUGUGAAGCUGGACAUGGCAGUGAGGGAGGCCCAUGCUGCUAACAUUGAAAUGUAUGCUCUAGGGAUUGUUAACACAUCAGACCCUACGCAGGCUGAGUUUCUCAGGGAGCUUAACCUCAUUGCCUCUGACCCAGACAGUGAGCACAUGUACCUUAUUGAUGACUUUAACACCUUGCCUGCUUUAGAGUCCAAGCUCGUAAGUCAGUUUUGUGAGGAUGAGAAUGGAGCACUCAUCUACAAUCGCAUCACCAAUGGUGGCAAUGGACACAACGGAUACAGGCACAAUGGCUACGAUACCCACAAUAAUGUCUUAUAUGGGAAUAAUGGCUAUGGGAGUCGUCAUGUAGAAGAAUUUGACAGGGGGGUUAAUGUUCAGAGUGGAACCUAUUCUGAACGAAUCAACCCUGCACCUUUCAGUGCUAAGAUUGAUUUAGACUUAAGGAGUCAAGACCAAGGUGGCCACAAAUUAACUGAUGUCAACACUGAUGUCCUAUCUGUACAGACUGUGCAUGGGAACAGCAGAACAUCUCACACCAGCAUCAUAUCAUCAUCACUGCCAUCAUCAUCAUCAUCUUCAUUACUGCCAUCAUCAUCUUCUUCUUCAUCAUCAUUGCCAUCAUCAUCAUCAUCUUCUUCUUCAUCACUGCCAUCAUCAUCUUCUUCUUCUUCUUCAUCAUUGCCAUCAUCAUCAUCAUCAUCAUCAUCAUCUUCUUCUUCUUCAUCAUUGCCAUCAUCAUCAUCAUCAUCAUCACCAUCAUCAACAUUGUCCUCUUCUUCCUCAUCGGUAUCUGUUAUAUCUACUUCAGUGAACGUACAGCCCCAGCCCCGUCCUGUUGUAGUCUCAGCUCCUCUGGAUCCUCGUUGCUCCCUUGUCCUGAGCCAGGGGACCUGCCGAGACUACAUCAUCCGCUGGUACUAUGACAAGCAGGCAAACUCUUGUGCCCAGUUCUGGUAUGGAGGAUGCGGGGGUAACGAGAACCGCUUUGACACUGAGAAUGAAUGCAAGAAGACAUGCGUUCUUACCAGUAUAGCAGGUUAAAAUGGAUCUCAGAGGAUGAUAUUUUGAAAAAAAAAAACUGAAAAAAAACAACAAAUCGACUGAACUGAUGCUUUUUUUUUUUUUUUUAACUCUUCACCAACUGCCCUGAAACUGCCAUCAGAACAUUACCCUUCUUGCAGCAACUUCAGAAAAUAUGUUUAAAGAAAGUGGAAGAAAGAGAAAAUU
Ictalurus punctatus (channel catfish) is the source of this 5122-nucleotide messenger RNA. RefSeq names its product collagen, type XXVIII, alpha 2a (gene col28a2a). Gene Ontology annotation, molecular function: serine-type endopeptidase inhibitor activity. Lineage: Eukaryota; Metazoa; Chordata; Actinopteri; Siluriformes; Ictaluridae. The transcript is spliced from 37 exons. The record is from RefSeq and is a predicted model, not a curated record. Bases 1118 to 4936 code for a protein of 1272 amino acids.